CUACACUUUGGAGGGCUGUAGAGAUAUCUGAGGAAAGAGUGCAAGAUGGUGAAACUGAACCUUGUUGGAUGAUUGGAACACCAAGGACUGUGCGCCAAUACAUAUUGGAGUUUCUGAGUCCCAUAUCCCUGCACCAUGGGGUCAACCUACUUGGGGCCUUUGCUGUGGUGUGGAAUGACAGGAGAAAGAAGAAUAGCUACAAAGGAAAAAGGGUGAUACCAUCCACAUGUGAAGACCAACUACUGCUGGUGGAUCUAGUAGGAGCUAUCAAAGUGCUACCCACUGAUACGCUAAUGCAGACUGUUAAGUCAGUGAUCAAGCAACCCCCUCCCACUAACCAGGACCACAAUAAGAGGAAAUGGUGGUAUAGUAGGAAAAGUAAACGGACUCCACUUGAGGUGAACAUGCUACAGUUCUUCUAUGCUUAUAUACAGAAGACUCCCUCAGGGCAGUUGGUAGAUUCCUGGCCUGCACUGU
Molecule: messenger RNA, 477 nt
Organism: Owenia fusiformis
Lineage: Eukaryota; Metazoa; Annelida; Polychaeta; Sabellida; Oweniidae
Source: the annotation of a GenBank genome assembly